AUGCUGCGCACGCCCUGCCAGAGACUUUAUAUCCUUCUGUUCCAUCUGUACAACAGCAUUAACACACAGUCUCAACAUACUGCAAGCAGCGACUGCCUUAACAUACUGCAAGCAGUGACCGCCUCAACAUACUGCAAGCAGCGACCGCCUCAACAUACUGCAAGCAGUGACCGUCUCCAUAUACUGCAGGAACUGACAUACACACAACUUGCAGACACUGACCAUAUAACUAAACAAUCUGCAGACGCUGACCAUCUAACUAAACAACCUGCAGACACUGACCAUCUCAUCGCACAACCUGCAGACGCUGACCAUCUCAUCGCACAACCUGCAGACACUGACCAUCUCACCACACAACCUGCAGACGCUGACCAUCUCAUCGCACAACCUGCAGACACUGACCAUCUCACCACACAACCUGCAGACGCUGACCAUCUCAUCGCACAACCUGCAGACACUGACCAUCUCAUCACACAACCUGCACAGACUGACCAUCUAACUAAACAACCUGCAGACAGUGACCAUCUCAUCGCACAACCUGCAGACACUGACCAUCUAACUAAACAACCUGCAGACACUGACCAUCUCAUCACACAACCUGCAGACACUGACCAUCUAACUAAACAACCUGCAGACACUGACCGUCUAACUAAACAACCUGCAGACACUGACCAUCUCAUCACACAACCUGCAGACACUGACCAUCUAACUAAACAACCUGCAGACACUCACCAUUUCAUCACACAACCUGCAGACACUGACCAUCUAACUAAACAACCUGCAGACACUGACCAUCUCAUCACACAACCUGCAGACACUGACCAUCUCAUCGCACAACCUGCAGAUGCUGACCAUCUAACUAAACAACCUGCAGGCACUCACCAUUUCAUCACACAACCUGCAGACACUGACCAUCUAACUAAACAACCUGCAGACACUGACCAUCUCAUCACACAACCUGCAGACACUGACCAUCUCAUCGCACAACCUGCAGAUGCUGACCAUCUAACUAAACAACCUGCAGGCACUCACCAUUUCAUCACACAACCUGAAGACACUGACCAUCUAACUAAACAACCUGCAGGCACUCACCAUUUCAUCACACAACCUGCAGACACUGACCAUCUAACUAAACAACUUGCAGACCAUCUCACUCCACAUAUUAUAUGUGCUAACCCUUUCCACUUAGUACAGAGAUGGGAUCCGUCUUUGGAGAAACUCGCCAAAUUGUACGCUGCAAAAUGUAUAUGGGAACAUAAUGAGGAAAGGGGCUACACGGGAGAAAACCUGUUCCUGAUGUCGGGGUCGGGGCUGGAUGUAGAGCUUGGUCUGUCCGACUGGCACCGUGAACGAGAUUACUACAACUUCACCACCUCAACGUGCCAAGAAGAGAAGAUGUGCGGACACUACACGCAGAUGGUCUGGGCCGAAACGGAGCGGGUUGGAUGCGGAGAACAUUUCUGUGAGAAGAUUGAGGGCUUUGAUGAACCCAACGUGUAUUUUCUGGUCUGUAACUACAAACCACCGGGCAAUUUUCGUGGCAAGAGGCCGUAUAAGGUGGGGGUUCCUUGCACUCAAUGCCCCAUGGAUUCCUUCUGCAAUGGAUCGCUAUGUGACAAAGGUCCAAAUCUAGAAGAAAUCAGCCCAUCUCCAGACACAAUGGAGACGGAGUCCCUGAACUAUUCCUCCUCCACACCCAAUGUACGUUUCAUACAAACAACCACUGAGCGAGACCUAGUGUCCCCAGAGUCCCUCCUAAACCUCGCAACAGAAGAUGCCAGUUGGGAUGGAACCAAGUCAACACCAGUGAUGACGAACAACAGCCCAACACAGAGACCUGAAGAUGCUCAACUAAACCAAACAAUAAAAUAUUUCACGGGAACGGUUCCCAGCAGAGAGUUACUCAAAGCCAGUAGCACAAUCGCAUCACUUCACACACCACGUGCUGACCACACACUCUCUUCACUGAUAGUUACAAGAAAUGGACAAGUCACUGCCCCCCUUGAUACAACAGACCCACCAUCUUCCUUUGGUUUGACAUCUCCUCCCAGCCAAGUAUCCCCAGAGUCCCAAACCACCAAGCAAGGAACUUCACCCAAACCUAUUCCUACUUAUGAAGUGCAACUCAACAUAAAUGGAGAAAUAGACAUAGCCUCAUCUCGUGCCCCAACAGUAAGUCCCACCACAUACCCACCAGGAGUGGUUUCUUACAAGCCAUCAGUACAGGAACUUGUACAACAGGUCGUGGGUAUUGGUACAACGAGAUGGCAGCAGGAAAGCUCCCUCCAAACAGUGACGCUAACACCUAAACAAAAACCCUUACCUAUUGCCACUGACCAGAAGCAGAAAGACCACAAGUCUGGAAAAGAGCCAACAGAUUCCAACCAAAAACCAACCAUGAACAUCAAAAAGGACAAGGUGCCAGCUGAGCAAAGCAUGAACUUGGUUCUGUAUUCUAAGAAAUACCCUCUCAAAACAGGUGUCAUGCCACAGAAAUGGGGCUUCCAGUCUGAUGGUUCAGGUAAGGAUGAGCGAACACUCACACCAGCAAUCUCUGUUUGCUCCAUGUCUGCUCUUACUCCACGUAUCUCUAACUCUCAAAUUUUCCCACGGGCUUGCAAGCAUCCAGACCAGACUUUCUUUGGGAAACAUGUCUACAGACCCCAUUCCUACAGGGCAUAUGUCCCCAAGACCCCCCAAGCUUUCUGCCCUUACCCAUGUGCCCGCUACCCCUCUAAGCUUUCAUUGGUGGCACCUCUGUAUCGAACAAGUUCUGUGUCGCACAUUGGUGGAAAGCAACAAAAAUGGUGGCCAAGCUACAAGGCUUCGAGUAAAACCAGCAGCAAGAUACCCUGCAAACCACUGGCGUACAUGAAAGGGGUAUACAGCUUAUACCUGCCACAAACUGGGGCAUCUAAGGAUAAUAUUUAAGGGCUUCAGACAUUGUGCUGAAAAACAGAUUCAGGUCAUGAAUUUGGGCAGAUUUACCAUUUUGCCCCAAUCGGGUUCAGUGUUUCCUACCUCUGAGUUUUGAAGUGAUCAGAAAGAUGCUGUUCUGUGACAUACGACAUAUCUGCUCCUCGUGGCCGGGCGAUAAUGACUAUAAAUUAUUCUCUAUAUAUAAUAAGUAUAUGAAUCGGCAUUAAUAUUAUUACUGUGUCUUUUGAUUCAGGCGAAAUCUUUGAAUAAUGUGAGUUACACAGAAAUAAACCUGUCGAUCAGCUAAUUAGUAAUAUUUAAAAGUUAAUAAUCAUUAAUCGAAGCUGAAUAUACAUUGUCCGAUCACGCUCUCAUUUCCCAAACUUCACCCUUUUCCUUUCCUCUGGUGAAUUUGUGAUGAUGUCUGCAAAUAAAGGUU
This is a messenger RNA of Spea bombifrons (plains spadefoot toad), 3358 nucleotides long. RefSeq lists its product as uncharacterized. The transcript has 7 exons. NCBI's taxonomy places the organism in Eukaryota, Metazoa, Chordata, Amphibia, Anura, Pelobatidae. Gene Ontology annotation, biological process: hemopoiesis; leukocyte tethering or rolling. The record is from RefSeq and is a predicted model, not a curated record. The coding region runs from base 1 to 2931 and encodes 976 amino acids. Gene Ontology annotation, cellular component: plasma membrane; extracellular region.